This is a messenger RNA of Tupaia belangeri chinensis (Chinese tree shrew), 960 nucleotides long. RefSeq lists its product as uncharacterized. The record is from RefSeq and is a predicted model, not a curated record. The transcript has 2 exons. The coding region runs from base 340 to 960 and encodes 206 amino acids. NCBI's taxonomy places the organism in Eukaryota, Metazoa, Chordata, Mammalia, Scandentia, Tupaiidae.
GGCCUCUAACAAUGUGGCUAAGUAGACUAUCUUAAACUGACACUGCAAGAGGUGGGAAAAGAGAAUUCUCUCCCCCGUUUCCAUCCAUCCUCUUUCCUCCUCCCUCACAUUUCCCUUCUCAGUACAGACUGUAAAAAGUGAGUCUGAGUCUGUGUUGAAAAAGUGGAUGGUGGAGUGUUCUACCCUCCAGCCUGAAAGGACUAGACAUCUCCUUGUCCUUCAUCCUCGGCUCCUCUCCCUAGAGAGGAUUUUCCCGGCUCACAGAUAUCCAUAACAUCAGUUCCCCACGCCCCACCACCACUAGCUUUCGAUUUCUUCCUCAUCUCUUUUGUAAAGAAAAUGAAGAGAUACCUUGUGGUCGAAUCUGCUUCUAAGUCCCCAUUACUGGAAGAAGAGCACCUCCUUCAGAAAGACACAGCGAAAAUCCAGUAUAUCAAGGGAUCAAACUGGGAGACCAAAGCGACCCUGGGGGCUCUGCCGUCUCACUCCCUGGGGAACAAGAUCUGUUUCUCCAUGCAGCACGUCUCAGAGGCCUGCCUCUGUGGGUGCAGUCUGAGGACAAAGGCAAUACUACAUCCCCGGCCCCCUCCAGCCUCUCGCCCGGCCUCUCGGGUACUCUCCAGCUUGUCAUCAGGAAUGAAGCAGAUGUCUGCUCCAGUGGCUGUCUUCAAGGCUCAAGUCUCCUCUAGCUCCCCAAGGCCCAAGGCCCAGGCCCAGGCCCAGCUCCUCUCUUGGGAUAAGUCGAGGGCCUCCCGCAGUGCCUUGCCACUGCGCAAGCUGGUGCCCAUGGGUGUGUGGCCUAAGAGAUGUAUUAGUCCACUCUCUAAGGCCUUGCCAGGGGAAGCCCUGCACACCUAUAUGCACACGGAAGGGAGCCACAUGCCCAGCCUGGGAGCCAUCUCUCCAGCGAUAUCACUUGUAGAAGAUGACAACUCCUCUCUCCCACCCUUAUUUAAAUAA